This is a messenger RNA of Ostrea edulis (European flat oyster), 2086 nucleotides long. RefSeq lists its product as uncharacterized. The coding region runs from base 84 to 1253 and encodes 389 amino acids. The transcript is spliced from 4 exons. Gene Ontology annotation, biological process: cell communication. Gene Ontology annotation, cellular component: membrane. Lineage: Eukaryota; Metazoa; Mollusca; Bivalvia; Ostreida; Ostreidae. The record is from RefSeq and is a predicted model, not a curated record.
AUGGAAAGUGUAAUGAAAAUGGUACGUUUGAAUGCAUUGAAAAUUACUUUGGUGAAAAUUGUGAAAUAUAUUGUAAUAAGAGCAUGACCAACGGAAAAUGUAUCGAGAACGGCACACGAGACUGCAACGAAAAUUUCUUUGGUGAAAAUUGUGAAGUGUAUUGUAAUAAAAGCAUGAGGCAUGGAAAGUGUAACGAAAAUGGUACGUUUGAAUGCAUUGAAAAUUACUUUGGUGAAAAUUGUGGAAUAUUUUGUCAUAAGAGCAUGAUUAACGGAAAAUGUUUUGAGAACGGUACACGAAAAUGCAACGAACAUUUUUUUGGUGAAAAUUGUGAAGUGUAUUGUAAUAAAAGCAUGAGGCAUGGACAAUGUAACGAAAAUGGUACGUUUGAAUGCAUUGAAAAUCACUUUGGUGAAAAUUGUGGAAUAUUUUGCAAUAAGAGCAUGAAAAAUGAAAUUUGUUACGAGAACGGCAUACGAGAAUGCUAUAAAAAUCACUUUGGUGAAAAUUGUGAAACGGUUUGGAACAAAAACGUGACAAUCGGAAAUCACAGCUAUGAUGAAAACUACUUCGAAAAUAAUUGCUUGGAGAUUAUUAAACACAUUGCAGAAGCAAUAGCAAUAGAUAGAUUGUCAAUGUAUUUAAAGUGCUAUGCUUUCAUAUGCCAAAGAAAUUAUGAAAACAUUUGUGACAUUGUUUUCGAUAAAAUGAAGUUGAAAUGUACUGAUGCACUGACGAGGAGGAGAUCUGAUCUGCUUUGGUUGACCCUGUGUAGUGGUUAUCUAUUCAAAAACUGCUUUAUUGACAUCAACAACAUUCAUUUCAAUGUAAGCCUGUUGUUUAGAGGAAACUUGACAGAAUCAGGAAUUCCACAGGUGUUUCAAAAUUUAUCAAACAUGCUAGGAUGCGUCCAGGACAGAUUCAAUUACAACAUCGUCUCAGUAUCUGCACAGAGAAGAAAAUCUGAAAAGUUUUCGAUAACCACCCUUGCGUUUAAUUUCGCAUGCAACAACUCAUUAAUGACACAGAGUGAAUUGGAGAAGUAUCUAUUAAUCAACCGCUCAGACCUGGACAAAAAGUUUCAUCCUCCGAUAAUAUUAAAGAAGGGGUCCAAGCAAAUUCAACAAUGGGAGCAGGACUGGUUAACGAAACACUGGAAAUUGACGACGGCUAUACUAGGAGCUGUGUCUAUAUCGCUGAUCAUUGUCCUCGUGGCUGAGGUUGCGAAAAUGCGGUAUCGAAAGUUACAAUAGGUGUACCCUUUCACAUUGUCGGAAUGCAGGGGAUCGCCCACAGGACGUACACAUACCUCAUCAAACAGCACCAAGAUUGCACCGCCUGCAAUUUUUGCCUCUGAACUUGAUCAAAGUUUAUCUAUGGCUCUUAUCACAUAUGAAGCCCAAGUCUGAUUGGGCGCAAUUUGCAUGUUUCUUCCUCUCGUAAAUGCCACAAUAUUGUAGAAUGUAAGUUACAUGUACUUGGAUUGUAUGUGGUACAAUGUUAAGCUUCCGGAACAUUCUUAACAGUACAAUUCGUAAAUAUGUCAUAUUUCCGGAACAUUCUUACCAGUAUAAUUCGUGAAUAUGUCAUAUUUCCGAAACAUUCUUACCAGUAUAAUUCGUGAAGAUGUCAUAUUUUCGGAACAUUCUUACCAGUAUAAUUCGUGAAUAUGUCAUAUUUCCGGAACAUUCUUACCAGUUUAAUUGGUGAAGAUGUUAUAUUUUUGGAACAUUCGUACCAGUAUAAUUCGCGAAUAUGUCAUAUUUCCGGAACAUUCUUACCAGUAUAAUUCGUGAAUAUGUCAUAUUUCCGGAACAUUUGUACCAGUAUAAUUCGUGAAGAUGUCACCACUAUAUAUACUACAAAGACGCAUCAGAAAGAGAACGUGAAACUAAAGACAAAGUAUUUAUUUCAAAAUAUGAACCUUACUUAAAUGCUACAUAACUUGGUAUUUCAAAGUAUUAAUAUUUACUUCUUCCUGCAUUUAUGUAAUAUUACAAUUUUACCGUGUUAUUUUACCAACGUUUUAUUACAUGUAUGAUAUAUCCCAGUGAACUCAAAAUAAAAGACACCACAGAGUCGUUCA